CUCGAAAAGGCACACCGAGCCGUCUCGGAGGUCCUGAUCUGUUUAGGCGAAAGCCGUCAGACGUCCCCACGUCUAUGGAUCCAUCCAUGGUCGAGCAGUCAUCCCCCAUGCUGCAUCCAUCAUCAUCUAAGCACCACCCACCAGUGCACCAUCACCACAUUCAUGACCCCUUCAAACACAAUACACUCUCUCAUGCCUUCCUUCCAGAACCACCCCGCAGACAUUCUCGAAGUCAGGAAUGCCGUUUCUCGGACCCCAGUCUAGCUAUCCAUGCACUGUCUCACAUUUCAUACAUGUCCCGUCCCGUCCUCUCAGUGCUCACCAUGCGUCGAGGUCAUCAAAGCUUAGUAGUGGCGCGUAGAAUCCCUCACACCCCCUUGUAUUGCUCGCUUGCGUAGUGCCGACAGUGAGACACCUAUCUACCGAUCGAACUGCUCCGUCUAAUUACUCACACCCCGGUUAUCGUAGGGCUGUGUUUCCGUCUG
Molecule: messenger RNA, 485 nt
Organism: Pseudovirgaria hyperparasitica
Lineage: Eukaryota; Fungi; Ascomycota; Dothideomycetes; Acrospermales; Acrospermaceae
Exons: 1
Coding region: 75-398 (107 amino acids)
Source: RefSeq, a predicted model, not a curated record